CGGAUCGCAUCGCAUCGCAUCGCAUCUGGAGUAGAUCAUCAUAGUCUUUCGAAAAAAAAAAAGGAAUGACGGCGGAAGCGGAGGCAAAACAGCUUGACAGCGUCACCGACGUGGUGAAGGAGGCGGAAAUCGAUACCGCGAAGGCGCAAGAGGCGAUCGGGCUGAUCCGCUCCAAGACCAACGACGACCAGCAGGCGGCCGCGCUCGCGGCCGUGACGAUAUCCAGAGGGGACGUGGAGCUGAUCGUCUCGGAGCUGGAGGUGACCGAGGAAGUCGCCGAACGGACCCUGAGGGAGGUUUCGCUGGACGCUAAGGGAGGGAACGUCGUGGAGGCGGCUCUUCGGGUGCUGAUUGCGUGAGGAACGCACAGAACUCUCCUAGAUUACGAGAAUAUCAUUCACACAAUACAGAUAUCGAAAAAAAUAAAUUCGUGGUGAAAGGUGACAACGUUGCAC
This is a messenger RNA of Pseudo-nitzschia multistriata, 455 nucleotides long. NCBI's taxonomy places the organism in Eukaryota, Bacillariophyta, Bacillariophyceae, Bacillariales, Bacillariaceae. The record is from the annotation of a GenBank genome assembly.